AGUCGCUACGCGCUUCCUCCUUCUCUACAUACAACCGGUUGCCUGCAAGUUGCAACUCUAUUUCACAAUAUCCGGCUAUGUCGGCACGUCCGGUCCCAGGUCAUCCCCUUGCUGCCACCUGCAUUGGUAGUCCGUCACCGGGUGUCGCGACAGUUACGUACCGCCACGCCGGUUCCGGCUCAUUGGCGCAGGAAGGGGUACUGCGUAGAAAGUAUUUCGGCUUUCGCGGUUGGGUAAAUCACCAGACAGUGAGGUGAGAAGGUCGGCAGUAGUGUACUUGCUGAGGGCAAGUGCCAUCAAAGGUUACCGGAUUUUUUUUAUUUGUUCGACUACGGAAGGGCUCGGAUGGCACUCGGCAGUACUACGGCGCUCUACACGACAAUGUGUAUGCGCACAUCACGGCGACACCCCACAUAUGUAUCCCGCCAACAUCGACUGCCGCCACCGUCGAGGCUGUCGUGCCUUGUGAUACGCAGCUACGUACCCAAGCAAGUCCGAGGUGGAUUUCACAAUGCCGUGACGGUGCCGCAGGUUGCAGAUUGCAGACAGGGUUCGGUGGAGUUAAGGGGACCGAGAGGAUCUACAACAAUCCGGGGCUUCGGGAUCUGGACGGCCACUUGUUCAGACCUCAAGGAAAGGGAUCAGCAUCCGGCCAACCUACAUAGUACAUCUCAAGGAGCCCAAGGCGGCUCCCCACGGGGCAAUUGCUCGCCGGGGAAUGUGAGUUCGACAGUCAUCAAUCGUUGUUCAGUACAGUAGGAAUCCCUGUCAAUGCAGCUCGUGUGAUUCAGGC
Messenger RNA from Neurospora hispaniola, 793 nucleotides. RefSeq lists its product as uncharacterized. Bases 346 to 759 code for a protein of 137 amino acids. The transcript has a single exon. Lineage: Eukaryota; Fungi; Ascomycota; Sordariomycetes; Sordariales; Sordariaceae. The record is from RefSeq and is a predicted model, not a curated record.